This is a messenger RNA of Anisakis simplex (herring worm), 363 nucleotides long. The record is from the annotation of a GenBank genome assembly. NCBI's taxonomy places the organism in Eukaryota, Metazoa, Nematoda, Chromadorea, Rhabditida, Anisakidae.
AUUUCAGAAUCAACAAUAGUAAUAUUGGAUGAGCCAACGGCAGGUGUUGAUCCGUUCGCACGUCGUGCGAUAUGGGAAAUGAUAACGAAGUGCAAGAAGGGCAGAUCGAUUCUGAUUGCGACACAUCUGAUGGAUGAGGCGGACAUUCUUUCUGACCGAAUUGCUGUCAUUUCGCAUGGUCAACUUCGAGCGCUUGGUUCUCCGCUGUUCUUAAAGCAACGUCUCGGUGAUGGAUAUUUCUUGACAGUCGUAACUGAACAGCUUCGAUCCGCUAUUGAAGGGAAAUCAGAUUCGGGUUCGAGCAGUUCAGUCCAAAAAAAGUCUAGUGGAAUGACACAAGAGGAUCAUUUAUUCUCCCAAAAC